Pogoniulus pusillus (Red-fronted tinkerbird) is the source of this 4968-nucleotide messenger RNA. It is a transcript of the gene EMILIN3, whose product is annotated as elastin microfibril interfacer 3. Gene Ontology annotation, molecular function: protein binding. The transcript has 4 exons. Lineage: Eukaryota; Metazoa; Chordata; Aves; Piciformes; Lybiidae. The record is from RefSeq and is a predicted model, not a curated record. Bases 41 to 2497 code for a protein of 818 amino acids. Gene Ontology annotation, cellular component: extracellular matrix.
AGUGCCGUCCCGCUCUGCAGCCGCCGCCGGGCCCGGGACCAUGCGGCGGGCGCGGGCGCUGCGCCGCCACGGAGCUCUGCUGGCCUGCCUUUCCCUGGGGACGCUGCUGGCCCUCACCGACGCCAAGGGUGCCUUCUACCCCCCCGCCGCCCCGCUGCCCUACGGCGGCAGGUACAGCCUCUACACGGCCGGCUCCAGCCCGCAGCUCGGCAAGCCCGUGGGCAAGCACAAGAGCUAUUGUGCCUACGUGGUGCAGCGCAACGUGACGUGCACGCUGCAGGAUGGGGCUGAGAGCUACGUCAAGGCUGAAUACCACAAGUGCAGCUGGGGACCUAAGUGUCCAGGAAAAGUGCUGUAUCACACCUUCUUCAGACCUAGGUACAAGAUUGGAUACAAGACAGUGACCGAGCUAGCCUGGAGAUGCUGCCCAGGCUUCAUGGGAGAAGGGUGCCAUGACAGCCCGACUGACCAACCUGGCCUUCUGCCCCAGCAUCCCAGCCCUAAAAUGCCUCCUGGACAAAAGAUGUUUCCAAUCCCCCGACUUCCUCCCUACCCUAAAAGCCACCCUGACCUGUUUCCAGGACCAAAGAAGAAUCAGUAUGGCAGGAAGCUGCCUGGCCUCUUCGGGGACCGCCUGGAUCGGCUGGAGGAGGAGGUGAGGCGCCUGUCCCAGUCCUACGACAGCCUGCACACCAUGGUGAGCGGCCUGGGAGACCGCCUGCGGCUGGCCAUCCAGGAGGACACCACCAAGAUGAUUGGCUCCCUGAUGAACAGCCCGGGCACGCCUGACUCGACAGUGGGCUUUGGCAUCAUUCCUGAUGGGCUGGUGGAUGUGGCAGACAAAGCUGACAUCGCCACGUACCCUCCCGUGGGGGAGAUCCUGACCAAAGUGACGGAGGUGAGCGACGUGCUGAAAAGCAAGGCGGAUCUGUUGCACGAGGUUCGUGGCAUGGUCCUGGACCACGAUGGGCAGAUCAAGCACCUGCUGGAGUCAGCCCGGCCCUCGCCGCUCACCUCCAUCGACCUGCUAGAGGAGUACGUGGACACGCGGCUGAGCACCCUGCGUGGAGAGCUGCUCGAUGGCUUCGAGAAGAAGCUGGGGAAGAUCCAGACCAGCUGUGAUUUCCGCAUCCAAGAGGUGCGGCAGCAGUGCGAGGAGGAGAAAGCUGCCAACCUGCGGCUGCAGCAGACGCUGGACGGGAAGGAGCUAGAGAUAAAAAAAGAGAUCUCCCAGCUGGAGACCCAGAUCCAAGGGCUGACGGUGGUGGAAAGCUGCUGCAGCAACCUGGACUACCUCACUGAUCGCAUGAACAUCCUUGAGAAAGGCCUUCACAGCAUCUCUGAGUCCCAGAAGAACUUGCACUCACGCCUGGAUGGUGAAAUCUCCACUGUCACCCUAGGGAACCUUUUUGAAGGGCGCUUUGAGGACCUGGAAGCCAGACUUAAUGCCACAGAGAGAGAAACAGGGAGCUGCUGCUCCAGUGUAGAGGACAGCAUGAGAGGCACAGUAGUGGCAGAGGUAGAUGGCAUGAGGACUGCCUUUGAAGAUAAGAUACAGACUCUGGAGGAUAGGCUCAUGAUCAUUGUUGGGGAGCUGAACAAUGUCAGUUCUCCCGUGGGCAUGGACGGAGCGGUGGUGCCUGUGCUGGAGGGGGAACUCGCCAGCAUGAGAAAACAGACGGCUGAGACCUUGGAGGUGCUGCAGGAUCGCCUCAUCACACUGGAGAGCACCUGUUCCCUGGGCUGCACCUCUGCCUCCAAAGAUGUCGAGACCUUCCGGACUGAGAUUGAAGACUGCCAGAACAAGAACCAAGAUCUGCUCCUCCGGAUGGAUAGCAACUACGACCUCCUGCGCAAGCUGAACGCCACCAUCCUGGAGAUCCAGCGGCGGAUCGAAGAGGAAGCAUCAGGAGCUUUGCAAGGGGAGAUCACCUUGCUUAAGAUCAACCUGAACACUGUAAGCAAGUCUCUGACAGGACUCAAGGACUCUGUCUCCCAGUACUCAGACACAGUGACACACGUCAACUCCUCUCUGGAUGAGCACGAGCGCAAAAUUGAGGAUGAGGUCCACUCCAUCCAGGAGAAAGUCAAUGACCAGGGCUCCCAGCUCUUCUUCAGCAACCGGCGUGUCCUGAACCUCAAGGGAGACUUGGAGAGACUCAAAGCCAGGAUCAUCAAUGACCUGGGCUCCUGCAAGAGUGUGGCACAUGACCUGCAGCAGGAGAUCGCUCACUUCGAUGAGCGGGUGGCCCGGGUAGAGAGCGUCUGUGGCAGGCUGGGUGCUGUCACAGGGAGCCUGGAUGGCAUCAGGGACGAACUAGAGAAACACACGGGCAGCCUGUGGGACUACAUGGACCACAUGAAUGGGACUUUGGCUGCCCACUCUCAGGAAAUAACAGGACUGAAGGACAACCUGCUUGACUGCCAGGCCAAGGUCUCAGAGCUGGCAGAGCAGGUUGGCCACUUGGAAGAGCAGGCAGAGGGGAAGCAGCAUUAGCUGGGCCCCCGCAUGCUGCUUCCUUCUCCCCACGAAGGACAGAAUUAACUUAUAUCACACAGACUCACUCCAAUGUGACAACAAUUCUUGGGAUAACUUUUUUUUUUAAUGAAGAGAUAAAGCUGCUACAAACCCUUCUUUUAAUUAUUUUUACAUCUUGUCAGCUCCACUUCCCCUGUGUCGGUGCCACUCCUGCUGCAGCAGCAUCACUGCCUCCUGGCCAAGGGUGGUGCUUUGGCUCCUGGGCUGAUGAUCCCAGCAGGACCAUUCAGGGGGAAGCUGGAGACAGGAAUAUUGUUUUGUUGGUUUUUUUUUAUUUUUUUAAAUUUUAUUUUUUGUGGAUUUAUCCUUCUUGAAGCAUAAACCCUGUAGUUAGCAGUUGAAGAGUAGAAUUUUUCUGACCUAAAGACCAUUUGUGUCUUAAUCCAGGGACCGAGCAGAGCCAGGGCUCCUCAGAGGAAGCAAAAGUCUCCCCAGGAAUUGUGGAUAUCAAAGAGCACAUGUGCCUUCCCUUCCUCUGGUACAGUCAAUCCAUUUAUGGCACUCCCUUCUGACAGAGCACAGGAGGAGAUGCAUUGGGAAAGCAACCCGUGCAGAUAGGUGUGGUACAUGCAGGUAUAGCUUUGAACAAUCCACCAUCAUGGUGCUCAGCUGAUGGCAAAGUUUCCUCCUGCUGUCCCUGUAUCCCUUGCCCUAUCUGAUGAGCAGCUAAAAAUGGCCACAGCAGCAUGUGGGGGAGAUGCCCUGAGCCCUCAGGGCUGCUGUGCUCUCUGGUUACGCUUGGUUAUGGAAAACCCAGUCACAUGAAAGGUUAUGGCUUCCCAAGAGAGAGGCACGUCCAGAGGUGGCCGUGGAGAGCAAGGCUGGCAUUAAGCAGCCCUGGUGCUCUGCUUAAACUGUGAACGUGGUUCCAUUCAUCUCAGCCCAGGGCUGGAGAGCUGCAGCUGCUUUGCUCAUGUGUGGGAGUAAGAGCCUGCAACGUUGCUCUUAGCCCACUGGGGUGCCAGCAGCCCUGAAAGAGACUCACACGGCAUGGAGCAAGGCAGGACACCUUUGAAAAGGCCUCUCCUCAGCCUGGCACUGAAGAAGUUAUUGGCUCCAUUGACUCUAGCUUCCAAAACACGCAGGUUGUAGAAGAUCACACUGAGUCCUCAGCAACUCCAGCCUGGCUCUGUGGAGCAGGCAGCUGGACUAUGCAGCUAUUACACACAAACCCCACCUCUGCUGGGAAGCCCCAGGAUGGGGCAAACAGGGUCUUCACAACCAGAAAGGAUGAAUAGAAAAUUAGAGUCUCCAUCUCAACAGCUCUGGCACUUUAUAGCAGGGGAACAUAUUUUUAUGUCAGCUCAGCAUUGCAGCUCGUCUUCAACUCCCACCUCGUGCUCACCACCCUCACCCUAUCAUCCCUGCUCUUCUGAACCACAGUUCCCAUCCUGCUUCCCUCCAUCCUGCAAUAGAGCAGUGCUGGGCUCUGCGUAGCAUGAAGCAGCAGCAACCCCCAGCAGAGAUGCACCUGGGUGCUUUUUCUCCUCCAAAAAAAUGGGAUGAGAUCUCUGAAACAGAUGCUUCUAGACUGGGGAGGACCACAGGGAUCACCGAGUUCCACUGGCUGCAUCACAUUACCCUGAUGCAACCCACUGGCUUUUUCUCCUGCCAGAGAAGCAUGGGUCAUCAGCUGUAUGAGCAGGGAGAGAGGACCAAAAUUCCCACCCCACCGGAUGCUCACAGCACCAGGAUGCACUUUUGCUGUUCUGAGCUUUGCCAGAUCUGGAGCAACACUGCAGCUGCUGAGCCACUUCUCUAGCCAAGGAGCAAUCUCCAGCUGCCUUUGGGCAUCCUGUGAAACUUGCAAAAACUAUUUGUCCCUUCCUUGGAACCAUGAGAACAGUUUCAAGGCAGCCCUUGCCCCACAGGAGCAUCCCACCCAAGCUCCUUCCCCUUCCUCUCACAACAAGGAGAAAAGGGCCGUAGCAACCAAAGAGAAAACCAAGCCAAGAGCCAGGCUCAUCCCCUCCCCAGACCAGACCUGGGUUGGAGAGCAGCUCAACAGCAAGAGCCUUCCAGCACAGAGGGAGCUGAGACUGGCCCUAAUAAGAAAGAGACAAGGAAGAAGUUUGACCUUCCAGAACAUGGUGCUAUGUAUGGACUAUUCCUGACCAGUCACUUGAAGCUAUGGACAGUUUGUAUUUCAGUUCUCAGCUAUCCACCUUUAAAAAGUAAAAGGAACUUGAUACAAAAUAGGGCAUUUUAUUUUGGUUUUGUUUUGCUUGCAGAGAGGGAAGGACAUGGUGUGUAUGGGGUUGUCCUCAGAGGCAGCUUUCUGAAGUAGUUGGUAACUAAUCCUGGUGAAAGGUUUUUUUUGUCUUUGAAACCUACAUUUGUUCAGACUUUAAAAGGAAAAAAAAAUCUGUUUGUACUGGAAAGGAUUCAAAAAAGAAAGAAUAAAGUAUUUCUUGCUGAGGUUUUCAGGA